AUGGCGUCGCCCGCGCCUGACACCAACGGCAUAUCCACACCCCCCGCGACCGCCAGCGCAGCCCACACCAACUCCCCGCCCGCAUCCCAACCGCAACCUCAAUCCGCUGCCCAGCCCACCGCACAACCCACAUCCGCGUCGACUGCGUACCCCUCGACCUCGCUCCUCGACACAGGGACCUCGAAGCGUCCACGUGACGCGCGCCUCAUCCACCUGCUGCUCGCCAACAUGGGCGUAACAGCGUACACGGAGCGGGUCCCCCUCCAGCUGCUCGACUUCGCCUACCGCUACACAUCCGGCGUGCUGACCGACGCGCUGGCGUAUGAGCCGCCCGUCCCGUCGUCCCUACCGCAGAGCGAGAAGAAGAAGCGCGACCCCACGGCCGAAGAGGGCAUCAGUCUCAACGCGCUGCGCACCAGCGUCGCGGGCCGCGCGGCCGUCAUGGGCGGCAGCGGCGGCAGCAGCGCCGGGCUGGGCAAGGAGUUCCUGGCCGAGAUUGCCAUGGAGCGGAACCGCGUUGCGCUGCCGCGGGUGGAGCGCGAGUUUGGCCUUCGGUUGCCGCCUGAGCGGUACUGUUUCACGGGCGUCGGGUGGGGGGUCAAGGAGGCGUGGGAAGCCGAGGAAGACGUCGAGAGCGACGAGGACAUGGAGGGCGUUGCUGCCGGCGGUCCCGUGGGCGGUGGGGCGGUCGCUGACGGCUUCGGCGCGCCGGUCGAGGCGGAUACAGAGAUGGGCGGCAUGGAUGAGGAGGUCGAUGAGGAUGAGUUCGAGGAGGUCAUGGGCUGA
This is a messenger RNA of Ascochyta rabiei, 786 nucleotides long. RefSeq names its product Transcription initiation factor TFIID subunit 9. Gene Ontology annotation, biological process: DNA-templated transcription initiation; RNA polymerase II preinitiation complex assembly. NCBI's taxonomy places the organism in Eukaryota, Fungi, Ascomycota, Dothideomycetes, Pleosporales, Didymellaceae. The record is from RefSeq and is a predicted model, not a curated record. The coding region runs from base 1 to 786 and encodes 261 amino acids. The transcript has a single exon. Gene Ontology annotation, cellular component: transcription factor TFIID complex; SAGA complex. Gene Ontology annotation, molecular function: RNA polymerase II general transcription initiation factor activity; transcription coactivator activity; protein heterodimerization activity.